AUGUCGAUAAUACCCAUCAACGAAGGUCAAGGAAAUGGUUCCAAUUCAAACACUCUGAACUUAUGGGAUCCAAAUCUCAUGUUUCAGUUGGACCCUUUCAUGGACUUUCACUUCCCACUCUCUUCUCCCUUUUCCAACUUCUUCCCUGAAUUCGGCUUCGGAUCAUCCACAAACACGCGUCUGGAUUGGAAAGAAACCCCUAGAGCUCACGUGUGGAAGGUGGUGCUUCCUGGCUUCACCAACGAAGACGUGUUGGUCGAACUCCAAGAUGAGAGGAUGCUUCAGGUCAGUGUUGAGAGUGGUAAUUUCAUGAGCAGGUUUAAGAUUCCAGAUGAUGGUAACCUUCACCAGCUUAAAGCUAAUAUGGUUAAUGGUGUUCUUGUUGUCACUGUUCCUAAGCUUGAACAUUCCUCUGUUUCUGGUGGUAGGAACAUUAGGAUCGUUGAAAUUGAAGGCACCGACUGA
Lathyrus sativus (Indian pea) is the source of this 465-nucleotide messenger RNA. The record is from the annotation of a GenBank genome assembly. NCBI's taxonomy places the organism in Eukaryota, Viridiplantae, Streptophyta, Magnoliopsida, Fabales, Fabaceae.